This is a messenger RNA of Neurospora tetraspora, 1276 nucleotides long. RefSeq lists its product as uncharacterized. Lineage: Eukaryota; Fungi; Ascomycota; Sordariomycetes; Sordariales; Sordariaceae. The coding region runs from base 85 to 906 and encodes 273 amino acids. The transcript has 2 exons. The record is from RefSeq and is a predicted model, not a curated record. Gene Ontology annotation, molecular function: oxidoreductase activity.
UUCUCGAUAUUUACCCAAUGUCUUCGCCAAAUCUUUCUUUCAAGCUCAACUCACAUCAUCAACCAUCACUGCACCAUCAUCACGAUGCCCUUCCCCUAUAAGACCGUCCUUAUCACCGGCGCCACCUCGGGCAUCGGCCUCGCGCUCGCCGAGCGCAUGAUCAACAGUGGUGUCUUCGUCAUCGCCGUCGGCCGCCGCAAGGAGCGUCUCGACGACCUCGUCAAGAAGCACGGUUCCGACAAGGUCGCCGCCGAACCCUUCGAUAUUUCCGACCUUUCUGCCCUCCCCAACUGGGUUAAGCACAUAACCACCACCUACCCCAGCCUAGACUCCAUCCUCCUCAACGCCGGCCUUCAAAAAACCCUUUUGUUCACCAACCCCACCGCCAUCGACCUCGCCUCCCACUCCGUCGAGCUAACAACCAACUACCUCGCCCCCCUGCACCUCAUCACCCUCUUCCUCCCCCACCUCAUCUCCCUCGGCCAGGCCGAUCGUCCUGCCUCCAUCAUCGUCGUCACCUCCGGCCUCUCCGUCAUCCCCCUCCCGCGCUGCGCCAAUUACUCCGCCACCAAAGCCGCCGCGCACUCCCUCGUCUGGUCCCUUCGCGCCCAGCUUACGGGCCCCGAGGCAGAGCACACAAGGCAUAUCAAGGUCAUCGAGGUCAUGCCGCCGGCGGUCAAGACGGAGUUGCAUUCGAUCCAGAAGGACUUGGUGGAGAUGGGGCUGGGGGAUAUUGGAAUGGAACUGGAUGAGUUUGCGGAUUUCACGUGGGGGGAGUUGGAAAGGGGGGAGAGGGAUGAGGUGUGGGUGGAGGAGCAGAAGGGGUGGAGGGAGGUGGAUGGGAAGAGGAGGGAGGUUUUUGAGGGGUCUGUUAGGGCAUUUAGGGAACAGGGGUUGAAGUUUUAAAUAAAGGUGGAGGGAACGAAGUAAUCAGAGGGUUAGAGGAGGAGACAAGUGGACAGUGGUGGACGGUGACUGCAAGGUUACCUCUAGUCUAGGAGGCAGCACUGCAGCCCCUGGGAGAAGCACAGAGGACGAAGUACAGGGUUAGGGCUGGAAAGCAGGGGGGGGGGGCCACUUCACAUUGCAUCGAUGCGUGUGGUUUGAAGACUGGAUGCCCCUGAGUUGAGAGAGAUAAGAGAUGAAAGUCUUGAUCAAGCUCCUGUGCUGCUAGCGCACGGCCCGCCAGCCUCUAUGUUGUCUAUAUUGCAAGUCUAUAUGCUAUGUCGUGAACGAAUGACAUUUCCCGGUCGUUCCGCCGACCAGAAAGGGGGUG